ACGCACAAAAACAAAUAUUGAGAGAGAGAGAGAGAGAGAGAGAGAAUGGUGAACACAAUCAAGCUCUACCAGCCCUUGUUGCGAGCGGCAAUGAAGCUCACCGGCGUGAGACCUCGAAAGAUCGAGAUCGAACCCAGAACUAUCAUGAACUUCUGGGCUCCAACCCAAACUCAAAGCAGCAACAAGCCUGCUGUCGUCUUCCUUCACGGCUUCUUCGGCGACGGCAUGAUGAUGUGGCAGCUGCAGGUCCUUGCGCUCACGAGGAAGUAUGCCGUCUAUGUGCCGGACCUCCUCUUCUUCGGCAGCUCUGCCACAGGUGACAGCCGCCGGACUUUGGACUUCCAGGCGGAGUGCGUGGCGAAGGGGCUGGCGGCACUUGGGUUGCAGCGGUGCAUGGUGGUGGGGUUCAGCUAUGGCGGAAUGGUGGCGUUCAAGUUGGCCGAGUCGCAGCCCGAGCUGGUGGAGUCGGUGGUGGCAACGUGCACUGUACCAGCAAUGACCGAGUCGAUAAGCAAGGAGUGCUUGAAGAAAUUGGGGUUUCCGACAUGGUCAGAGCUUUUGUUGCCUAAUACUGUAAGCGGGGUGAAGAAGGUGGUUGGGAGCCACAGGUUCCCUAGAAUCCCUAAUCGUGUUUUCAAGGACGGUUUAGAGGUCAUGUUUGACUACAGAAAGGAGAGAGCUGAACUGUUGCAGGCUUUUGUCAUUCCAGACAAGGACUUCACUUUGCCAGAGUAUUCCCAGAAAGUCCAUCUGGUAUGCGGCGAGGACGAUAAUAUCUUCAGUGUGGGAUUAGUGAAGGAAUUCAAAGAAAAAUUAGGAAAUAAAGCAACAUUGGAGUGCAUUGAGAAUGCAGGCCAUCUUGCUAUUCUGGAGCGACCCUUCGUCUACAGUAAAUGUUUGAAGAGAAUUCUUGCCUCCAUUUACGAUGAGAGGUCAAACGAGCUAAGCUACGAGUGA
Syzygium oleosum is the source of this 957-nucleotide messenger RNA. RefSeq lists its product as uncharacterized. The record is from RefSeq and is a predicted model, not a curated record. The transcript has 4 exons. Lineage: Eukaryota; Viridiplantae; Streptophyta; Magnoliopsida; Myrtales; Myrtaceae. Bases 46 to 957 code for a protein of 303 amino acids.